AUGGCCGAGACGGAAAAAACGGAAAAAACGGCGGAAACGGCAGUCACGUCCGAGGCCGCUGGGCCGGUGGCGACAACGGCAAUGGAUGAUAGCAUGGAUGGAGAGGCUGGCAUGGUUGGCCGCGGGGAGGCGAAUGCAGGUCUGGAUGCGCAAAUGGAUGAGGCAUCUGAUCUUCACGCGACAGAGGGGACGAUCGACAAAGCGGUGUGCGGGGAGGAGGUUUUUACCUACACGCCCGACGGCGGCCGAACCGUCCAUCCCCAGCAAGCCCUUUUAGAGAUGCGGCGCCAAAUGCAGCUUAUUCAAGACCGAGUAUGUGUCAUGCCAAGUAAUGGCCUGUCGGCCUCGGCCAUUGGCUCCUGGAAAACGACGCAAGCGCGCCGCUGGCGCAUGCAGGGAUUCAAAAAUCCGGCGCGCGGGGAUGAGCUGAUAUUGUUCCACUGGCAAGUGCAGCCACGUCGCGAGGGUCGAGGCCGACGACGGGUUGGCCAGGACGCACUCCAUGACGGUGGCCCCACAUUGUCAGACCCCGAGGACGAGGAGCUCGAUGGUGCCGAGGAGGAUGAUCUGGAACAGCCCGUGGUGGACGGUUAUGCGUUUGCCGCCUUCAACCGCUCCCUUAAAAUCCCCCAUUUUACCACUGCCGACUAUCAAGCUUGUCUCAAGGCCGAGGGCUGGAACGAGCGUGAAACGCGCCUUCUUUUCGAGCUCUGCCAACGCUACGACCGCCGGUUUGUGAUCAUUCAAGAUCGCUACAACCAUCAGCUCCGAGGUGUCAAAUCUUUGCUCCCGGAUCGCACUCUAGAAGAGCUGAAGCACCGCUACUAUAGCUGCGUCAACAAGCUCGCAAUUCACCGUCAGCUGCCCGAAGAUGAUAUUGAACGCAUUUACAAAUACGAUGUGGAACACGAGACGAGCCGCAAGGCUCAGCUGCGGCAGCUAUUCAGCCGAACGUCCACACAAAUCGCUGAAGAGGAGGCGGUACGGCGUGAGCUGGAUGAGAUUUAUCAGCUCAAGGCCGAACUCGGUAUCACCAAAACAGCACAAAGCCUGUUUCCUCCCAAACCCGUGGCGCCAACACCCGCCACUGGACAAACCGCUGCCACGCCAGCUAGCGGGCGGACCGGCAAAGCCAAGGGCAGCAAAAAGGACAAGGCGAACAAGGCUAAUGAAGCGCCCGUCACGCCCGGUGUUGCCCGUGGAUCUGGCAAAGGCAAGGGCAAGGGCAAGGGCGCUGGCAAGGCCGCGGAAAAGAGUGCGGAAAAGGGCGCUGGCAAAGCUGCCGCUAAAGCUGCUGGCAAAGCUGCCAAAGGACUUGAUAAGUCCGCUGACAAGGCUGCGACCAAGGCCUCGGACAAAGCCGCGGACAAAGCCGCCGCCAAGGCCGCCAAGGCGGCUGCGAAAGCAGCGGCCAAGGCCACGGGCAAGGCCGGCACUAAAGGCACACCACGUGGCAUUGGCAGCAAAGCUGGCAGUGCAGCUGCCACCAAGGCAUCGACGCCGGCCACACCAUCGACACCUGCCACACCAAAGCCCACUGGUCGUACCACAGCAACAUCGGCCGCAGCUACACCGAUUGGUUCUGCCCACACGGAAUUAACGUCGAGCCGCCGGUCAACUGCUGCGGGCACUAAAGUGCCAGUUCGGCUACAAAGCGCUGCCAUCAAUAAGAGCUUUGGCAAGAACGUUGAUCAAAAGAUUCAACAGUUUGUCGAGAACAAACUGACCACGCUCAACCUUCAAAACGCCGUGCCCACCAGUAAGGUGGCUGCGCGCUAUGCAGAAGUGCGGAAUGGAUUGCUGGCGUUGGCCAACGUCACGAAAACCUAUCAGCAAGCUAAAUCACACUGCGAGCAACUCACUGAGCGCGUGUACAAACUACUUCCCAAGUAUGGCUUCAAAGUCCCGCCGCGCAAAUCUACUGGACAACAGCAACAGCAGCAAGGGGCCGCCAGUACCACGGCGUCCAGUGCAGAGGCCAAUGGCGGACCAGCGGCCAAACGUGUCAAAAAUGCCUAA
Messenger RNA from Monosiga brevicollis MX1, 2019 nucleotides. RefSeq lists its product as uncharacterized. The record is from RefSeq and is a predicted model, not a curated record. The transcript is spliced from 10 exons. Gene Ontology annotation, molecular function: transcription corepressor activity. The coding region runs from base 1 to 2019 and encodes 672 amino acids. NCBI's taxonomy places the organism in Eukaryota, Choanoflagellata, Craspedida, Salpingoecidae. Gene Ontology annotation, cellular component: NuA4 histone acetyltransferase complex; Swr1 complex. Gene Ontology annotation, biological process: DNA repair; negative regulation of transcription by RNA polymerase II; chromatin remodeling.